AAAUUUUAUUAACAAAUCUUUAUCUGCUAUAUAUUAUUUAUAAGAAUGACUUGCAAAUGACACCAUGCCGCUGAUGAAGAGCUAUUUUUAUUUUCAAUUCGUUUGUAACUUAAGUCAAGCAGAAAAUAAUACGGAAGAAAAUGUUAUGGUAUCACGUGGAUUAUGACGUGUGUGAGCUAGUUGUUAUAAAAUAUAAAACGGUUCGUUACUUUCGUCGCGGUGCAAUAUUUGUGGAAUAUAAAUUGUAUAAGAGACAACAUGUCAACACAGGCUGUUAAAGAAUUAUCUGUCGCCACACACACUGCUAUGGAUUUUCUUGGUUACUCUGAGGAAAUGAUCAAAUGGAGAGCUGAGAUAGUAAAGCAUUUAACUUCAACAGUAAAUAACAAGUUACAAAAUUUAAUUCCAUAUAUUGGGUUCAACUGUAUGGUCGCCGGGAGUGUAGGAGACGGCAUUGCAAAACUUCAUGAAAGUGACAUUGAUGUUAUUCAAGUAUUUCGCAAUUUCCUUUGUUUGGACAAUGCUCAGGUAGAAAGUGAACUUUGUAUAAUUCAAACGAUCACAGCGGAUUCUCCACCGGGUCAUACAAGACUUAAUCCUUUAGAACUUGAUUCUAAUACAGCUGCAAUGGGUUUGUUAUGUUUCGUCACUGAAUAUGACUUAAGUAGAGGUCAGGUGUUUCUUGUAAGCACGUGUGUUCGUAAUUUCUUUGAAAGCGGUUGUAAAGCAUUAAUUCCAUAUUUUCAGCUUCAUGGCACAAACAGAGAACUUCGGGAACAACAAGGACCGUCAAUUCCUUCGACUUUACAUCUUAAAAUACCUUUGAUGCCGCAUAUAAUUAUGGCAUGCGAUGCUGACUUUGUGAUGGGAUUGCCCUAUAUACCAUCUGCAUUAUUUGAUCCUUGGAUUAAACGUGACAGAUAUUGGCCACCACAAUCUGUUUGUCAGGACAUCAUGGAUACAGAGGCGUACGUUGUACCAGUAGGCGCUAGUUACAGCGAAAAUCAGAUUUACGAAUGGAGAAUUUCUUUCACAACUGCCGAAAGUAUUCUGGUGUCUAAUCUCAAUCCGGUGCUAUUAAAAGUUUAUAUUAUAUUUAAAAUGGUUAACAAGUAUUUGAUCAAACCAAAUUGUAAUAUUUUAAGUUCCUACAUGAUUAAGAAUGUUAUGUUCUGGGUGUCAGAACAUAGUGAGCCAAGUUCGUGUAAUUCUCCUGAAAGAUUGAUAAACCUUCUACAACUCGCGCUGGCUUUUCUACGAAACUGUUUACAUUCUAAAUUUCUACCUAACUAUAUGAUACAAGAGAGGAAUCUACUCCUUGGGAAAGGAAAACCACGUGACUUUUCACAACUUAAGUGUAUCAUAUCAAAUCUAUUAGAUACAGAUGGCUUUUUCGUAAUGGAGAUAGAGAAAGUUAAAACUCAAAUAUUUUCUUUCAGAGAUUCUAAACAAUUAUCUGAAAUGCGAGAUGCAUUCGAGAUAGUACAUAUGAAAAUGCAUAUAAACAUUUUGAAUAAACUGUCACUGGAAAAUAUGUUUCAGCCAUCAUUAUUAUAUGACGUGGCUUUAGAAAUGUACAAAAAUCCUUUGUUCUUCGAUUUGAUGUUUAAACUUAUGAAUUUUGCGAAGUUAGAUAUAGGAUCUUGUAUUGCUAAUCCGGGGCAAUUUUUCAAAGUUAUCACUAACGUUUUGUUUUCAUAACAAAAGUCUUGUCUACAAAAAGAGAAAGUCUUACAAUGGAAGAGAAAAUAUAUCAACUUACUUCCCAUUGAUUUUAUUGCAACACGUAGGUCGGUCAAUUCUUUGUUCAAGAAAGAAAGAAAGAAAGAAAGAAAGAAAGAAAGAAAGAAAAAAAGAAAGAAAGAAAGAAAAAAGAAGGAAGGAAGGAAGGAAAAUUAAAUAGCACAUCAACUGAAAAUGUUCAAGAAAUCUAGGGUAUUUAAAUGUAAAUUUCUAAACAAUAAAAAUGCUUGGAUAUGAAGUGUUUUAUAACGGAAAAAAUGAAUUAUUCGAUAAUGAAUCGAGUAUUGUUUAAUGGUUAGCUUUAAGAUGCACUAUGCUCAUCCUUGGUUAAAAUAUUUUGAUUUCGAAAUUUAUUGCAAUGUAUAAAAUUCUUAUGAAUAUGUCUAUUUGAAACAAAAAAGAAUGAAUUGACUUUGCAUUGGAAACUGCGAUUCUUAUUAAAGGUCUUGUAAAGUUGGUCUUUCUUAAAACACUGUCAGUUUUUUAAAUGACACUAUAUACGAUAUUCAUAUUGUGUGUAGAAUUUUAAGCGUAACAUAUCUACUUAUAGACUUACAUCGUACAUGCUGGAACCGAGAAAAGUGUCUGGAUUUAUUCCAGAUUUAUACAAAAUAUUAGGUCGGUAUGGACAAACUUCGUUAUUACGAAUUUACAUGAACACUGGAACUAUACAAUCCUCAUACGCAUGGAAAAACACGAUCAAAUCAGCCAUUCACAAAACUGUUGAAUUCGAAUGGCGCAAUAGAAUAUUAUGCGAUGCCAGUCUAUCUAGUUUCUCCCACUUGCACUCAAAGUAUGAACCUUGUAUGUUAUGGAGAUUCAGUCGCCAGUAUAAAACAUAUCAGAUUCAAUGUGUUUAUGCAUUCAGACUUCUUUCUAAAUUUUUAUCAAGAAGCUAUGAAGUAACGUGUAAUAAAUGUGAAUUACCCACUGACUAUAUUGUGUUACAUCUUGUUUUCUUCUGUGAGAAAAUGGAGAGUAUCAGAUCUACAUUAUGGUCUAACCUGUCACAUAUGUUAGGCAUGCAACAAUUCGAAAUGUUUUGUUCCCUUUCACCAGAAUCACAACUUUUAGAAAUGUUUAGUGGUUUUGAUUCUUUUGACAUGAACGAUAGCCUGAGAGUAUCAUGUUUUAAGGUGUUCCUAGCCCAUGGCUACCCGAACAAUGUAUAAACUGUGAUAUUAGCAUAUGGAGAAUAACUUCAUUGCAUUAUGAAUGUGUACAUAAAUAUUUAAUACUGAAUGUUAUAUAUUUUCAAUUAUUUAUGUUUGUUUUAUGAAUUUUCCUAUUAUUAAUGUACAUUUUUGUGAUAUCAUUACUCUUUGUUCACAACACAACUUACACACCUUAAUGUUACGUUUUCGGUUUAAGGUUCACAUGCAAGUGUUGUUUAUAUUAAGAAUUCCCCUUUUUCCACUAUUGCUUAAUCUAAAUCAUAGACAAUAGUCAAUAAUUGAUAGUUUGCGUUAGUGCCCUUAUUCAUAUACAAAACAACAACAACUGGCCUAGCUUAAACACAUCUUAAUCGUCUUCAUAAUUUCGUUUCGGUUAAGGCUAAUUACUCGAUGUGUUUUUGGCAAUCAUUUAUAUAUAUUAAAAUUUAUUUUUCCCAAAAUUAUUCAUCGUCUCUCCUCAAAAUUGAAAUUAUUGUAACUUAAAAUUACUUAAUUGAUUUGAAUUUUACCUCUGCCUUCACACACUAAACAACCUCAGUUCUGAUGCUUUUGAUAUCUACAUAUGAACCUGAUAUCUAUGCAAGUAAGUAGCUUAUUCCUUUUAUUUUUCUUUUUUUUUAUAUAUACAAUAUUUUCACUCAAUUGACAUUUGUUUAUAGAUAUCACAGAUUAAUUGCAUUAGUUAUCUUUUAGUAUGAGUAAAUAUUUAAAUGUUUGUACAUGUUAUAAUUAUGCCUUUUCUUUACUAAUUUAUAUUAUACAUAAAAAUCUUGUAUUUAUAUUUGCUGUAUAUAUAAUCCUUUGUACUAACUGUAAUAUUUAUUAUGUAAA
This is a messenger RNA of Ruditapes philippinarum (Manila clam), 3749 nucleotides long. RefSeq lists its product as uncharacterized. NCBI's taxonomy places the organism in Eukaryota, Metazoa, Mollusca, Bivalvia, Venerida, Veneridae. The record is from RefSeq and is a predicted model, not a curated record. The transcript has 2 exons. Bases 259 to 1701 code for a protein of 480 amino acids.